AUGCUGCCCGCACCGAGUCUCGUUAGAAACCCUUCCCAGUACGAUGAUACCGCGUCCAGUGUGGACAACCUGCAGGACAUAUACCGAGCUAUCGCCCUUGACGAGCUUCGGGAAACGCCACAGGUCAAGGAGCAGGCGCUCGCUCAACUGAGGGACUGGAUAGCCAAACAUCCUGCCAUCAAGUCCUGCCGAACGGAUGCAGGAUUCCUGUUGAAGUUUCUGCGCGUGCGAAAGUAUGGCCACGUGACCACGUGCGAGAAUCUGGAACGCUAUCUUGUCAUGCGACAGUCGAUUCCUCGAUGGUUCGGUAAAUUGGACACCUCCGAGCCGUGGGUCAGUGAUGUAAUCGACGCGGGGCCAAUUCUUCCGCUUGGGUACGAUCCGAACGGAAAGCUUCUGACGUUAGUCAAAAUAGGGUACUUUGACCCAAAGAAGUACAGCAACCAACACUUCGUGAGAUUUUGGACGAUGAUACUGGAUAGCUACCAGGAGGAAGCCGAGAUGCAGAUUGCCGGCGGAUCGGCAGUGUUCGAUAUGGAGGGAUUCACGAUGGCUCAUAUUGCCCAAUGGCCUGUAACCGAUUUGCACAGGUACGUGAGCUAUAUGAUAAAUACGACACCCAUGCGCAUCAAGGGCAUUCAUUUGGUAAACAUUCCCAAGUAUGCAGUGUCAUUUGCGGAGCUCAUAAUAAGUUUCUUCAACGCGAAGCAGAAAAGUCGUACCCAUUUCCACAAAUCGUUUGAUGAGUACACAAAGUGCUACGACGCAACGGUUCUGCCGAAAGAGUACGACGCCCGAGGAAGGUUUACCCUGGAUGAGUUGAAGGAUCAACUGCGGAAACGGUUAGCUCGCUAUAGGGAUGUGAUAUACGAGCAGAGCACGACGGAAAUCGAUCAAACCAUGUGCAAACCAUUGCAGAAGCAGGACGUUGAACAUGACACCGGGUUUGGAGUAGAUGGCAGCUUCCGAAAGUUGAAUUUGGAUUGAUUUGGGUGCUUCGACUACAUCAAAUCGUACAUACGUUUUAUAAUACCAAGUGACGUACAUAUUCUUUUUACUAAUAAUGACAAAUUUAACGUAAUCUAGGUAGCAAGUAAUGAAGGCAAAAGUG
Messenger RNA from Ochlerotatus camptorhynchus, 1111 nucleotides. RefSeq names its product alpha-tocopherol transfer protein-like. The record is from RefSeq and is a predicted model, not a curated record. The transcript is spliced from 2 exons. The coding region runs from base 1 to 987 and encodes 328 amino acids. Lineage: Eukaryota; Metazoa; Arthropoda; Insecta; Diptera; Culicidae. Gene Ontology annotation, molecular function: phosphatidylinositol bisphosphate binding. Gene Ontology annotation, cellular component: membrane.